AUGGCUGGAUCUGAAGAUGAUGAUAUUUCCAUAGCUUCUGCUGGAAGCGCGCAACGAAAGAGUCUCAGGCGAACCAUCUCGAUAGACUCACUGGCUCCGUCCAACCUAUUAAAGACAACGAAUUCUUUUACGCGGUUAUUCCAGAAGGGAAACAAAAGGAAGCUGGACGACACGCCUUCGGCUUCCAAUGCUACUUCCGAGUAUGAAAGUGACGAGACUGAGAACUCGGAUGAGCAGACUACCUACAAGAAGCAGAAGACGCUCACGGAAGCGGAUCUAGAGCUCCAGAAGAAAGAGGAGGAGUGGGACAGUUUGCUACCGGCGGAAUACCGCAAAUACAGACCCAAAGGCCACAAGCUGAAUCCGCCACCUACAGACCGUCCAAUCCGCAUAUAUGCGGAUGGAGUGUUUGACCUGUUUCACUUGGGCCACAUGAGACAACUGGAACAAGCCAAAAAGUGCUUUCCAAAUGUGGAACUGGUUUGCGCAAUUCCGAACGACGUAGAAACACACAAGAGAAAAGGGCUGACCGUUUUGACAGACAAACAGAGGUAUGAGACGCUGAGGCACUGCAAAUGGGUAGAUGAGGUGAUCGAAGAUGCUCCGUGGGUGGUGACUCUGGAGUACCUGAAGGAGCACAAAAUUGACUACGUUGCCCACGACGAUCUUCCGUAUGUGGCGGAUGGAAUCGAGGACAUAUACUUGCCUAUGAAGCAGGAGGGCAUGUUUCUCGCGACGCAGAGGACAGAGGGGAUAUCCACAUCGGAUAUCAUCACCAAGAUUAUCAGGGAUUACGACAAGUACCUGAUGAGGAACUUGGCUCGAGGAGCAACCAGAAAAGAGCUCAACGUGAGCUGGCUGAAGAAAAAUGAGCUGGAUCUCAAAAAGCAAAUCAGCGAAUUCAGACACUACUUCAAGAAGUCCAGUCAAAAUCUGAACAGGGCUUCCACAGACUUGUAUUUUGAAGUUCGCGAGUUUCUGAGAGGCAAAAAUUCAUCUUCUAAAGAGCUGGGAUUGUCAACCUCACCCAGUUUUGAUUCCUCCAGCAGCUUCCUAAAAAGACUGAGAUCGCCAGCCACGGAUUUCGCCUCCAAGUAUAACGGCAACGAGCAUAUGAGGUCCAGGUCUAUCAUAGACAACUUCAAGGAGUGGAUGACAAAAGAUAUUGCAGACUCAUCCGAAAUCUCGGAUAGUCACCUUGACGAAGACGAGGACGAGGACGAGUUCGAGACCAGUGAGAGCCACGAUGAGGACGCCGGAGCCGAGGAAGGCCAUGAAGCCCAGGACGAUGAAAGCUCCUGA
This is a messenger RNA of Kuraishia capsulata CBS 1993, 1302 nucleotides long. RefSeq lists its product as uncharacterized. Lineage: Eukaryota; Fungi; Ascomycota; Pichiomycetes; Pichiales; Pichiaceae. Gene Ontology annotation, biological process: CDP-choline pathway. Gene Ontology annotation, cellular component: nuclear envelope. Bases 1 to 1302 code for a protein of 433 amino acids. The transcript has a single exon. The record is from RefSeq and is a predicted model, not a curated record. Gene Ontology annotation, molecular function: choline-phosphate cytidylyltransferase activity; phosphatidylcholine binding.